This is a messenger RNA of Mucor velutinosus, 516 nucleotides long. RefSeq lists its product as uncharacterized. The record is from RefSeq and is a predicted model, not a curated record. The coding region runs from base 1 to 516 and encodes 171 amino acids. Gene Ontology annotation, cellular component: RNA polymerase II, core complex; P-body. Gene Ontology annotation, biological process: transcription initiation at RNA polymerase II promoter; positive regulation of nuclear-transcribed mRNA poly(A) tail shortening; positive regulation of translational initiation. Gene Ontology annotation, molecular function: translation initiation factor binding; single-stranded RNA binding; single-stranded DNA binding. NCBI's taxonomy places the organism in Eukaryota, Fungi, Mucoromycota, Mucoromycetes, Mucorales, Mucoraceae. The transcript has 6 exons.
AUGUUUUUCUUGAAAGAAUUGACACACACUAUAUCCUUACACCCCUCCUACUUUGGGCCUAAUAUGCAAGGUCAAUUGAAGGACAAGCUAUACGCUGACGUUGAAGGCACAUGUACCGGACGAUAUGGAUACGUUAUCACUGUUCUGUCGCUCAACAACAUUGGCAAAGGAAAGAUAUUACCAGGCUCGGGUUUAGCAGAGUUCAAGGUGAAUUACCAAGCUAUUGUGUUCAAACCAUAUAAAGGAGAGGUCCUCGAUGCAAUUGUUACUACAGUGAAUAAGAUGGGCUUUUUCGCUGAUGUGGGACCAUUACAAGUGUUUGUUUCCAACCAUUUGAUUCCUACAGAUAUGAGAUUCGAUGCCAACGGCAAUCCGCCAUGCUAUUCGUCUGAGGAUCAGGUGAUACAGAAAGAUGUGCAAGUUAGAUUAAAAUUGGUAGGUACUCGUGUAGAUGCAACUGAAAUUUUUGCAAUUGGUACCAUUAAAGAAGAUUAUCUCGGUGUUAUUUCCUCAUAA